This is a messenger RNA of Schistosoma curassoni, 8504 nucleotides long. NCBI's taxonomy places the organism in Eukaryota, Metazoa, Platyhelminthes, Trematoda, Strigeidida, Schistosomatidae. The record is from the annotation of a GenBank genome assembly.
GGGAAGACGACAUUCAACCUAGUCACACAAACAUAGUCAAUUUUUCCAAAGUUUCGAUCUCGCGCAAAAUAUUUUAUUCAGGGAUUUGUUUUUUUAAAUCUGUGAAAGUGAAAACAUUUGCGCUUUUGCUAACAUCAUAAGUGAAUAUCUUUCUACUAUUUAACACAAGUAAAAUAAGCUAUUCGUUGAACUGUGUAAUACUGUGCAGCAUUUGUGACAUAAUAACCAAUUUGGAAAGUUAUUAAAUUGAUUAGUAAUAUUUCUUGAAUUCAAAAGAAUAGUUUUCUAACAAAAUGGACUAUCCAGAUCCAGAUGCCGGUUAUGUGGAUGAAGAUGAAGAAGAGAUACCAAUGGCUGAGAGGGAAUUGGCUGAAGAUGCUGAAUGGAAGCUUAUUCAAAAAAACACUUUCACUAGAUGGGCAAAUGAACAUCUUAAACCUAAAAAUGUUACUGUAGAUGAUUUACAAUUUGAUUUAGCUGAUGGUCUACGUUUGAUUGCAUUGGUUGAGUCAUUAUCUGGGCAACAAUUUAAACAUGUUAAUAGAAAACCAAGUUUUCGUACCCAGAAAUUAGAAAAUGUUACAAUGGUUUUAAGAUUUCUUGAAGAGAAUGAAGGUCUUCGUCUAGUGAACAUAGAUAGUUCAGAUAUUGUUGACUGUCGUAGUAAGCUUAUACUUGGUUUAAUUUGGACUCUUAUUUUGCAUUAUUCAAUAACAAUCCCACUUUGGGAAGGUGAACCUGAUUUCGGAGCUCAAGGUCCAACACCAAAACAACGUCUCUUAUCAUGGUUAAAUAAUAAAUUAGCUGAUCGACCAGUUAAAAAUUUCACAACAGACUGGAAUGAUGGUAUUGCAAUCGGUGCACUAGUUGAUGCUUGUGCACCAGGUUUAUGCCCUGAUUGGAGAGAAUGGGAACCUAAACAAAAUCUACGUAAUGCUCGUGAAGCAAUGGGUGCUGCUGAACAAUGGUUAGAUGUUCCACAAUUAAUACGUCCAGAAGAGAUGACUAAUCCUAGAGUUGAUGAAAAAGCUAUGAUGACAUAUUUAAGUCAAUUUCCUAGUGCUAAAUUAAAAGAUGGUGCACCUUUAAGACCAAAAUCAAAUCCUGGCCUUGUUCGAGCUUAUGGUCCUGGUCUCGAACCACAUGGAAAUACUGUUGGUAAUCCUGCACGAUUUACUAUUGAUACAUUCAGUGCUGGUCGGGGUGCUGUUGAAGUGAUUGUGCUGAAUCCUAAAGGACAAAGAGAACCAUGUGAUGUACUCAGUAAUAAUGAUAAACAACAAACUUAUUCUUGUGCUUAUGUUCCAACACAAGAAGGUGAAUACAGGGUUAUCAUUAAAUUUGCCACUAAAGAAAUUUUAAAUUCACCAUUUAAAGUUAUGGUAGAAGGUGCACAAGGUGAUGGAAGUAAAGCAACUGCAUCUGGUCCAGGAAUUGAACCAACUGGGAAUCAAGUUGGUCGACGUACAUUCUUCAAUAUAUUCACUGCCGCUGCUGGACCUGGAAAUGCAGACUGUGUAAUUCUAGAUCCUCAUGGCCGACGUGAUGCUAUUAAACCUUUGAUAACUCGUCAAGGUGAAGAUAAUUAUCUUGUAGAAUAUACACCAAAAGAUGAAGGACUUCAUUCAGUUAAUGUAUUUUAUGCUGGUCAACAAAUAUCAAAUUCACCAUUUGGUGUGAUGGUUGGUCCACGACCACCACCAGUAGUACAAUCUCCUGCACCUAUAGUUAACCAAGAAGCUCCAUUGCAAGCAACACAGUCACCUAGGAAAAUGUCUCAACCACAACGACCAGCCUGUGAUCCCAAACAAGCUUAUGCCACAGGUCGAGGAAUUCAACCUCAAGGUAUACGAGUCAAAGAUUUGGCUGAUUUUAAAGUACAUACAGAAGAUGCUGGUGAAGGUCCACUAGAAGUGUCUGUAAUUGCUCCAGAUGGUAGAGGAAUUCCUUGCACAAGUCGAAAAACUGGUGCCUAUUUGUUUGACUGUAGUUACACACCUCAACGACCAGGUACACAUCAAGUUAAUGUUCGGUAUGGUGGAGAUCAUAUUAUGCUAAGUCCAUUUACGGUGGAAGUUGCUCCUUACAAAGAAUCACGUAUAAGAGCAUUUGGUCCAGGUCUCGUUGGUGGUGUUGUCAAUAAACCAGCUGUUUUUGUCGUGGAAACAAAUGGUGAAACUGGCGCUUUAGGUUUUUCAAUCGAAGGUCCAAGUGAAGCAAGAAUUGAUUGUACAGAUAAUGGAGAUGGAUCAGCUACUGUAGCUUAUUGGCCAACAGCUCCUGGUGAAUAUGCAGUACAUAUUUUAUGUAAUGAUGAAAAUAUACCAAAAUCUCCUUUCAUGGUUCCAAUUGAACCAGAUAUGGGUAAAUGUGAUCCUGAAAGAGUUAAAGCACAUGGACCAGGUAUAAUGCCAACUGGGAACGUUGCUGGUCAACCAACUGAAUUUACAGUAGAUAUUAGAGAUUCUGGUGGUCCUGCCCCAUUAACAGUUGAAUGCAGAGACAAUGAAGGUGAACCAGUUGCAUUGAAAGUUCGUGAUAAUGGCGAUGGUACUUAUACAUGUAGCUAUACACCUAAAGUUCCUAAAAAACACACAGUCCUUGUUUCCUACGGUGGAGUCAAUAUACCUAGAAGUCCUUUCAGGGUUGAAGUAGCUGAACCUAGUAAUCCAGGAAAAGUGCGAGUUUUUGGUCCAGGUGUAGAAAAUGUUACUAGAGGUCAACCAACCUAUUUCACAGUAGACUGUAAACAGGCUGGACAUGGUAAUGUUGGAAUUAGUGUCACUGAUGAAGCUGGACGUGAUGUCGCUAUGGAUACACAGGAUAUGAGAGAUGGAACAUUUAAAGUUGCUUAUACAGCUAAUACACCGGGGCCUUAUUAUACUGUACAAGUAUUUUUCAAUAAUCAAGAAGUUCCACGUAGUCUAUUUAAAGUACCUGUUAAACCAAAUAUCGAUAUGUCGAAAAUUCAUGUUGAAAAUCUUGAACCAACUAUCACUACUGGUGUACCAACUGAGUUUGAUGUGAUAACUGCGGGUGCAGGCCCACCAAAUAAUAGUAAACCGAAACCAACUGUAACAGUGAAAUCUCCGAACGGUAUGCGUGUACCAUGCACUUUAGCUGAAAGCGUUGAUGGAUAUACACCUUCCUUUACACCAACUGUUGUUGGGCCUCAUACUGUUGCUGUUGAAGUUGGAGGUGUACCAGUCAAAGGUAGUCCAUUUCGUACAAACGCCAUUCCACCAGCUGCAGUGCAAGAGCCUAUCUAUCCAAAAGAUUUCGGACGUCAGCAAGCUACUUCAGCACCUAUUUCUGGACCUGAAGCAGCAGCUUUGGUCCGCGCGUAUGGUGACGGACUUUAUCGUGCAAUAGCUGGAAAGCAGGCGAAAUUCACAAUCGAUAGUCAAGAUGCUCCACCUGCUCCACUAAGUGUUACAAUUGAAGGACCUGCAGAAGCUAAAAUAAAUUAUAACGAUAAUGGUGAUGGAACAUGUGGCGUAGAUUAUUUACCAACUGAACCAGGACCAUAUGUUGUAAAUGUUUUAUACAAAGAUACACAUAUUAAAGGGAGUCCAUUCCCUGUAAGAGUCGCUCCACCUGGAAGAGAACAUAUAGAUAUAUCCCGAGUUCAUGCCUACGGUCCUGGAUUACAACCAACUGGUGUUUUCAAAGAAUCAUUUGCUAAAUUCACAGUUGAUGCUAAAGCGGUUGAUCCACAAAGUAGAGGAAUAGUUAAAGCUAUUGUAGUUAGUCCGAAUAAACAAAGAACAGCAUGUUUAAUACAAAAUAAUGGUGAUGGAACAUAUAAAUGCAGUUAUUCACCAAUAGAUGAUGGCUUACAUCACGUUGAAGUUACAUAUGAUGGAGCACCGGUACCUGGUAGUCCCUUCCCAGUAAAUGUUGCUCCUGGAUGUGAUCCAACAAGAGUAAGAGCUUACGGUCCAGGUUUAGAAGGAGGCUUUACUCAUGAGCCUCAAAGAUUUACGGUUGACUUAGAUGGUGCGGGUCAAGGUGCCCUCGGGUUAGCUUUAGAAGGGCCAGCUGAUGCGCAAAUACAAUGUCAAGAUAAUAAAGAUGGAACAUGUACAGUGGACUACUUACCGACACGGGCAGGAACAUAUGAUAUCUUUGUUAAAUUUAACGAUAUGAAUAUUCCAGGUAGUCCAUUUCAAGUUCCCAUACGAGAUGUGGUUGAUCCAACUCGUGUUCGUUGUUAUGGUCCAGGUCUAGAGCCUAGAGGAGCACGAGCGCAACAACCAGCUCACUUUACUGUCGAUGCUUCACAGGCAGGAGAUGCGCCUAUCCAAGUUGCAACAGUUGAUCGUGUUGGAAGAACAACACCAGCACAUAUUGUUCCACGAUCAAAUCAACCGGGUGUCUACGAUGUGACAUAUGUUCCAGAUACCGAUGGUCCGUGUCAAAUUGAAGUUAAACAAGCAGGAAAUCAUGUAGCUCGAUCACCAUUCACUCAACAUGUUUUACCAGCUUUUGAACCACAACGUGUGCGUGUAACAGGUGAAGGUGUUCAUCCAACUCGUCCAUUAGGACUUCCAGCUACUCAACCGACUUCUUUCCAAGUAGACACAAGAGAUGCAGGUCUUGGAGAUCUAGAAUUAUCAGUUAUGGAUCCUGAUGGUCAACCAUUACAAUUAGAAGUAGUAGAUGUUGGAGAUGGAACAUAUAUAUGUCAUUAUAAACCAAUGAUUGUUGGACGUCAUACUGUACGAGUAAAAUAUGGUGGACAAGAAAUUCCUGAAAGUCCAUUCCUAGUACCAGUUGCACCAUCUGGACGAGCUAAUAUGUGUCGUAUAGAAAAUGGUAAUGAUAGCCGAAUACCUGUUGGUCAAGAAUGUGUUAUCAGUGUGAAUACAGCACAAGCUGGUGUUGGACAAUUAACUUGUCGUAUUGUUACACCGUCUGGAGCAACAGCUGAUGUUGAAAUUCAUGAAGCACCAAACGGUCGAGUUAAUAUUUACUAUACACCACCAAUUCGUGGUGAUUAUUUAGUUGAAAUAAGAUUUGGCGGUGAACUUAUACCAAAUGGAAGAUUUAACCAAAAAGCUGUCAACCCAGAGGAACUAAUGAACGAUGUAACUGAUCAAAGAGUACAGCAUGUAACUGUACAAUCUGUACAGUCUGUUCAGUCUUCAACAAUUACAACAGGAUAUCAUCCAGUUGAUUUUAAACUACCUGUUGGCCCAACAUUUAGUCAUGUGGAAGGUUUGGUUCGUACACCAAGUGGUCGAAUUUUACAUCCAACUUUACUGGAUAAUGGUGAUGGAACAGUGACAGCACAAUUUCAACCAAAUGAACCUGGGCUGCAUGAAUUAGAAAUAACUUAUAAUGGUCAACCAAUACCAGGUAGUCCUUUCAGAUUCUAUGUUGAAGCUGUUGGAUCUGGAAUUGUUACAGCUUAUGGACCAGGAUUAUCUUGUGGUCGUGCUGGAGAACCAGCAAAUUUCACUUUAAUUACACGCGAUGCUGGAGCAGGCGGAUUAUCACUUUCCGUUGAAGGACCAUCCAAAGCCGAUAUUCAAUGUGAUGAUAAUAAAAAUGGUACUUGUAGUGUAAGCUAUCUACCACUAGUACCUGGUGAGUAUACAAUAUCGAUUAAAUUCAUGGAGAAUCAUAUACCUGGUUCACCAUUCACAGCACAUAUAACCGGUGAAUCACGCAGAUUCAAUCAAGUUUGUGUCGGUACUACCAGUGAAAUGCCAUUGCGUAUUACAGAAACAGAUAUUUAUAAUCUUGUUGCAACCGUUCGUAGCCCAUCUGGACUUGAACAACCAUCAACAUUAAAAAGACUACCAAACGGACAUCUAGGUAUUUCAUUUACACCUCAUGAAAUUGGUGAACAUUUUGUUAAUGUAUUCCGUAAUGGUCGACAUAUUGCUAAUAGUCCAUUUAAAAUUUAUGUUGGUGAAAAUGAAAUUGGUAAUGCAUCGAAAGUUCGUAUUUAUGGUAAUGGAUUAAGAGAAGGUAUGGCAAAUCAAAAUUGUCAAUUCACUGUGGAUACAAGAAAUGCUGGCUACGGUGGCUUGAAUCUAUCAAUUGAAGGACCAAGUAAAGCAGAUAUUGAAUGCCAUGAUAAUCAAGAUGGUACAUGUUUGGUUACAUAUCGUCCAACUGAACCUGGAACAUAUAUAAUUAAUGUUAAAUACGCUGAACAACCAGUACCAGGCAGUCCUUUUGUAGUUCAUAUUGGUGGUGAACCAUCACUUAGAAUGAUGGAAAGAAUUACACGACAAAGAGAACUUGCUGAUGCAACAUAUGUAGGCAGUCAAUGUGAAUUAAAUUUAAAAAUUCCAGGAAUAAAUAUUCGUGAUUUGACAGCUAAUGUAACUAGUCCAUCAGGAGUAAGUCAACGAUGUGAUGUCUUAGCUAUGGAUGAUGUGAAUUACACCAUUAAAUUUGUACCACAAGAAAUGGGUGUACAUACUGUUUCAGUACGUCAUCGAGGAUCUCAUAUUUCUGGAAGUCCAUUUCAAUUUACUGUUGGUCCUAUUACAGAAGGUGGAGCUCAUAAAGUACAUGCUACCGGUCAAGGAUUACAAAAUGGUUUAACUUAUUCAUUAAAUGAUUUUAGUAUUUAUACUCGUGAAGCUGGUGCAGGUGGUUUAUCAAUUGCUAUUGAAGGACCAAGUAAAGCUGAAAUCAACUUCGAAGAUAGGAAAGAUGGUUCAUGUGGAGUUUCUUAUCGUGUAACUGAACCAGGUGAAUAUUUAUGCUCUAUUCGCUUCAAUGAUGAUCAUAUACCGAAUUCACCAUUUCGUGUUAUCAUAAAUGAAGCAAUGGAACGAACAUUCUAUACACCUGAAACUAAAUUAUUAAAUAUUACAAGUAUUCAAGAUCGUGGUCUGUCGAUUGGGCGUCCAACAGCAUUCACAGUUAAUUACUCGGGAAUGACAGGUAGAAUGAGAGCAUAUGUAGUAGCUCCAUCUGGAUUACAGUCAGAUGCACUUGUACACCAAGUGGAUGUUGAUCAGCACGCAGUACGAUUUACACCUCAUGAAAAUGGAGCACAUUUGGUGCAUGUACUAAUGGAUGAACGUCCAGUACCUGGAAGUCCAUUCCGUGUAUUAGUUGGACAAGAAGAAACUGGUCAUGUUACAGCCAGUGGGGAAGGUUUGACUCAUGGACGUGUUGGUGAACGUAAUCGAUUUUUCGUAAAUACUGUUCAAGCUGGAAGUGGUGCUUUAUCAGUUACUGUGGAUGGUCCUAGUAAAGUUCAAUUAAAUUGUACUGAACGGUCAGAUGGAUACGAUUUCACUUAUUUGCCAUUAUCGCCUGGUGAAUAUCUUAUCAGUAUUAAAUAUGGUGAUUCACAACAUAUUAUAGGUUCACCAUAUAAAGCAAUUGUUACAGGAGAUGCUGUACACGACGCAAUCACAACUGAUACAACACAUGUUGUAGUAGAAACAGGAGGACGUUUAAUUAAUGGACCACAUUCUAAUCUUGGUCCAUCUAGACCAGAUCGUGUUACAUGCUCUGGACCAGGACUUAAACAAGCAUAUCUUAAUGAAACGAAUACAUUUACAGUUAAUGCAUCACAAGCAGGUCAUGAUGUACUAUAUGUUGGAGUAUCUGGACCAGUUGUAGCCUGUGAAGAAGUCAAUAUCAAACAUAUGGGUUAUGGUCAAUAUUCAAUUAGUUAUACUGUACGUGAUCGUGGUCGUCAUUUAAUUAUGAUUAAAUGGGGUGAACAACAUGUACCAGGAAGUCCAUUCACUGUUGAUGUUAUCUAAUUCAAUCAAAUGUUGUUGUUUUUUUUAAAGUCAACUGUAUUACAAUUUAUCCAACCACCAAAUUUAGUAUCCUUCAUGACAACAUAACAAAUUUGAUGAUAAUUACACGCUUAUAAUUGUACUUUUAAAUGAAUAAUAAUAGAUAUUUCUUUGCAUGAAUGUAAUCAUUACAAUAAAGUAUUAUACACAAAUAUAUAUUUACAUAUAUAAGGGGGGGGGAGGUGAAUUGUUCCGACAAAAAAAAACACCAGUAAAACACCUAAUUUACAAAUGCCUAUUACAAAACAAUUUGCAUUGCUUUAAUCCUUCAUAGUUUUAUUUUUUCUUUUACCCUAGGCUUUUCCGAAAUUUCUUUUCGCAUGUUUUUCUUUUUUUUUUGACUUUAAGAAUGACUAAAAUAAACAUUCAUCAUUGGAAAGUAUUCACUAUACAUACAGUAUUGUUCUUUGUUUCGUUAGUAUUUCGCUUUGCUAAAAGAGAAAAUCAACUGUUUACUAUUAUUAUUAUUAUUAUUUAUAUUGUUAAUAGUUGUUAACUGAACAGAUUUGCAUGUUACACAGAUAUUGCACACAUAAGUGUACUUCUGUAUUGGUCGAUUAAUGCUUCUUCCAAUUGUUUGUUUGUUUGUUUUCUAUUAAAGUAUAUUCACUAACAUUAUUUAUAAUAUUGUAUUCUGAUUCUACUCCUUUUACGUCUAUAAGCAAUAUUAUUCCCAUUUAUUAUUAUUAUUAUUAUUAUUAUUAUUAUUAUUAUUAUUAU